UUGGGUAAGAAACUGUACGUGACAUUUUCAAUGCGUAGACGUGUUUUGUAUUUGGAUCGAGGAAGUGUAGUUAUCUUGUCAAGAUUUCUUCCUCCUUCUGUUGGUUGCAACUCAAAGGGACAUUCUGGGCAUUUUCGAUAGGAGACUUGAUUUGCAUAAAGAGAGGCAGUUCUUACCCAAACAGAAUAAAAAGCAGUCGUCUGUUUCGAGCCCCUCCAACUCUUCACCUCCAGCUGAAUCUUCGGUCACCAUGCUCCGCUCCGGGCUCAGCACCACACUGUUGCUGGCAGCAACAUGUUUGACAAUGAGAGCAGACUUUUCCAGGGCAGAACUACCUGGUUUGUUCCCUCUGUCCACAGAGAGAGUGAUCACCUGUGACGACCACAACAAUGUCCACCGCCUGAGCUGUGACGGCGGAGUGAUCCACGUGCAGGCAGCGCUGUAUGGACGAGCUGACAAGGAGACCUGCAGUGAGGACAGACCGCCACAGCAGCUGCACAACAUACAGUGCUCGCAGAAGGGCGUCCUGGAAGUCUUCAAGAGAAACUGCGAUGGGAAGAAGGUUUGUGAAUUAAACACAGUUCUUGUUCGUACUUCUGAUCCCUGUCAUGGCAUCUACAAAUACCUGGACACCACCUUCCACUGCAUCCCAGCAGUCCACACGGUAGCAUGUGAACAUUCGUUGGCAUUCCUGCAGUGUGAUGAAGGGCAGGUUAUAUUUGUCCUCGGUGCUGAUUACGGGCGCCGUGACAGCAGCACAUGCUCCAUCAAUCGACCUGCCGAUCAGCUCCAGAACACCCACUGCUCAAGCCCCACCACCAAAGUAGCUGAGAGCUGUAACGGGAAGAGCAGCUGCUCGGUCAAAGCAAGCAACUCUGUGUUUGGGGAUCCGUGUGUCGGCACUUACAAGUACCUGGAGGUGGCUUACAGAUGUCAGUAUCCUGAGAUUCUCUGAGUCAACAAGGAAGAAACCAGGAAGUUCAGAUGAAACAUCAGCAUCUCAUACAGAGCCAGUGUUUCAUACUAAUGAACUAAAUAUAGCAGGAUUAGUUACCAAACACAUGAAUCUAAACAGAAUAAUUAUUGAUUCAUUGUGCAACACAAAUGAAAUGUCUUUAUAUUCUGUAUCAUUACACUAAAGUAUAAUUCAAAUAUUCUAGGUCAUUUAUGAAGCUUAUUUUUCUGGGGAUUUGGUGGGUUUCAUUUCUGUUGUAUUAUCAUGAAAACAUAAGUACAAUUAUCUGUGCAGAAGACAAGACUAGAAUAAUCUCAGAGCGUGAAGCUGCUUCUUGGUCAACUUUGUUGUGUAGUUGUUGUCUCUUUGUGGUGGUUUUGUUUUUAUUUGUAGAGGUUUAUAAUAAAAUAUAUUUUAAAUGAGAUGCUGAUCAUCAAUAAAUCACUUUAUAAUUGUUCAGUUUGGUCGGUUUAUUAAUAAACUGCUUUG
Molecule: messenger RNA, 1444 nt
Organism: Acanthopagrus latus (yellowfin seabream)
Lineage: Eukaryota; Metazoa; Chordata; Actinopteri; Spariformes; Sparidae
Product: L-rhamnose-binding lectin SML-like
Exons: 9
Coding region: 251-955 (234 amino acids)
Molecular function (GO): carbohydrate binding
Source: RefSeq, a predicted model, not a curated record